This is a messenger RNA of Ciona intestinalis (vase tunicate), 2043 nucleotides long. Its product is annotated as UDP-glucuronic acid decarboxylase 1-like. Lineage: Eukaryota; Metazoa; Chordata; Ascidiacea; Phlebobranchia; Cionidae. Gene Ontology annotation, cellular component: cytoplasm. Gene Ontology annotation, biological process: D-xylose metabolic process. The record is from RefSeq and is a predicted model, not a curated record. Gene Ontology annotation, molecular function: NAD+ binding; UDP-glucuronate decarboxylase activity.
AUUUUUCACUUCAGUUUAAAUAUCUUAUGAACGUUAGAAUGUUGACUUGAGGUUUCGGCUGUGGUCUAGCAUAUCCGUGUUAAUUUGGAUUACACCGAAGAAAAGGUCCACCCAGCAAAUUACUAAAUCGUCGUUCUAAAACCUGACUCCUAAAAAAGUACGGUUAAUGUGUAAACAAGACGUCUAAAUGCGAAUUUGUAGAAGAAUGUGGCCAAGAUCUGUUAAAAUUAUCCUAAUUAUUGCAGUCCUUGCAAUAAUUGCUGUGGUUGCUAAACAUGAACUGACAGUAGAACCACUAGUAAACAAUUCAGUAAUUUCUACCAUACUUUCGCGGCUAAACUUUCUGGAGACAGAAAACGAGCAAUUAAAGGAAAGCAUAUCAACUUUGGAAAAUACCAAAAAGAAGUAUUUAGACACUAAAUUUUUAACUGAAAAUGACCGCAAGAGGAUUUUAGUGACUGGUGGGGCAGGUUUCGUUGGCAGCCAUUUAGUGGACAAGUUGAUGAUGAUGGGCCAUGAAGUUACAGUAGUUGAUAACUUCUUUACCGGGCGCAAGAGAAAUGUUGAGCACUGGAUCGGCCAUGAGAAUUUCGAAUUAAUUCACCAUGACGUAAUUUCUCCACUUUUUAUUGAAGUGGAUCAGAUUUAUCAUCUCGCGUGUCCUGCCUCUCCGCCGCACUACAUGUACAAUCCAGUUAAAACAAUAAAAACUUCAAGUAUGGGUACAAUGAAUAUGUUAGGUCUUGCGAAGCGUGUACGAGCUACAAUGUUGCUUGCUUCGACAUCUGAGAUUUAUGGGGAUCCAGAAGAACAUCCACAGAAAGAAACUUAUUGGGGCCAUGUUAAUCCAAUUGGUCCACGAGCUUGUUACGAUGAAGGCAAGAGAGUUGCUGAAACAAUGUGUUACGCUUAUUCAUCUCAAGAUAAAGUUGAUGUUCGUGUGGCCAGAAUAUUUAACACAUUUGGUCCACGUAUGCACAUGCAAGAUGGAAGGGUAGUGUCCAACUUUAUUCUGCAAUCUCUUCAGAACGAGCCGAUCACCAUAUAUGGUAAUGGGGAACAGACAAGAUCGUUUCAGUAUGUCACCGACCUUGUAAAUGGUUUGAUAGCCCUAAUGAACAGCAAAGUGAACACCCCUGUAAACAUUGGAAACCCUGAAGAACACACUAUCAGUGAGUUUGCAACACUCAUUCGGAACUUAACCAAGAGUAAAUCAGAGAUAGUGCACAAAGCAACCCCCACAGACGAUCCGCGAAAACGCAAACCAGACAUUACCAAAGCGAAAACAUCACUGGGCUGGGAACCAGUUGUAGAGCUUGAAACUGGCCUGAAAAAAACAAUUGCAUAUUUUAAGGCAGAGUUGGAGCAAGAAUCAGGAAAUCAACGAAAUGUAUUUUUACCACCACAGGAGCUUUAGUUUCCACUUUCCAACUAUCAAAACUUCCAUUUUGCUAAUAUAAUAUUAGUAAUAUUUAUAGUUUAUGGCUUACAUACAAGUAUAAAUGUAUUUGGAAAACGUUUGUUUCUUGUUAUUGUAACAUAACGUACCAGGGAUAACAGUCAAAGUGAAUGUUGUACAAGACUAGUGAUGUGCUUGUCUAUCUCCAUGAUUGUGAUGUUAUAAAUAACUAUAUUGUUAACUUGUAUGACUGUGUUGUUCAUGUAUAUAUAUAUAUAUACAAUGUUUUUUCUAAAAUUCACUUUACAUUACUUACAUACGGUAGUAUCUAACAAAAGCAGAUGUUUUUUGAAUCACUGUCACAACUGCCUGCUCAAAAAACUUUACUGUUAAUAUUAUUCAUCCAUGUUUAUUUUUAAUUAAAUGUACUGUUUUCAUGCCUUCUUUUGCUCAGUAGAAAACACUAUCUCCAUUGCCCUUUAAUCUGCACUAAUUUUAUCUGGAGAGUUUGUACUCAAUCUUGCCAGGUCGUUGUCACUAUUUAAAUGUUACAGUUUCCAUUUAUUAGUAGAAAACUAUUAUUCCAGGCAAUACUAUAACUAACAAACUGUAUUAACUAAGUAUUCGUACAUUUAAUAUAUCAA